This is a messenger RNA of Helobdella robusta, 921 nucleotides long. RefSeq lists its product as hypothetical. Bases 1 to 921 code for a protein of 306 amino acids. The record is from RefSeq and is a predicted model, not a curated record. The transcript has 2 exons. NCBI's taxonomy places the organism in Eukaryota, Metazoa, Annelida, Clitellata, Rhynchobdellida, Glossiphoniidae.
AUGAUGGAACUUCUGCUUAGUAUGUCAACUGAAAUGAAACAGAUCAAAGAACAGUCCGAACAACAGUCCGAACGACAGACAGAGGAGUUAAAACAGAUCAAAGAACAGUCCGAACGACAGUCCGAACGACAGACAGAAGAGUUAAAACAACAGAUCAAGGAACAGUCUGAACGACAGACAGAGGAGUUAAAACAGAUCAAGGACCAGCUAAAACACGUAAAAUUGGAAGUGGCAGAACAGAUUGAAGAACAGUCAACAAGAAUAGAAAUGAUCGAGCAGAAACUUGAUCGUCAGACCGUUGAGGUAGAUCACAAGAUAGACAAAUUGAAGCGAGAAUUGGAGCAAUCCAAAAAAAUGACCAUGCCGUUAGAUCACGCAUUCGGAAGAACUUUGAAGGUACCAGCAUUUGACGGAGAGAUGUCCUGGAACUAUAAAACCCAGUUCGAAGCAGCGGCAACUAGUAACUCAGCAGAGGUUCUUCAGACGAUUCCGGCGGAGAACCACUUCAACUAUGAAGUUCCGGUUAGCGCGUUAGAUUUACGUUAUGGUGAAGAACACAUGAAACAGAUUUAUCGGUUUCAGCUUAGAAACAGAACACAACAAUCUGGUGAAUCCAUUCAGCAGCUGGCACAAGAUAUCGAACGGUUGACAUUGCUGUCGUAUCCGACAUCAGACCCCGAGCAUAGAGACGAAACUGCCCUGGAUACGUUUAUCAAAGCCCUUCAUGAUUCGGAACUCAAGCAAUCCCUUUUUUUGUCAGAUAAACGAAAACUCAAGGAUGCCGUUGCGUACAGUCUCACUUUUGAAUCGGCAAAGCAAGCAUCAAAAAGUGACGUACGUCUACGCCAAGUAAAUGAAGAAUGCUCUUGCCAGAAGGUGGUUGUGAAACGCAAACCCCAACAGCAUGGUGUACCCCAAUGA